AUGUUGUCCUUCUCUCGUCGCAUUAUUGUUCUCUUCUUAUCUUGUGUCCUUUUUGAAGGGACCAUUGCCCAUAGCGGGCACGACGAGCAUUCCAUCGGUGAAAUUGAGCUCGUCGACGGGAAGAGGAAGGCCCUGCCCCCACUGCGAGAGUUGGAGCGGAAAGCCACCACUGCUGUCGAGUUGACGUGUCUGCGGGCCUUCAGGGAGAACAUGGGGUCACCGGAAGAGGUCAUCAUCCAAACGGGCGACUCGGGUCAGGGGAUCAACUGGUGUGAGGCAUUGGACGAAACGCCAUUCGUUGCCGACCCGAACAAGUACUUUGUCCUCAUAAGAAUGAAGCUUUAUUAUGUCAAGGAUUUCAGACUUAGCCCAACUAAAGAUAGAAACCUGUACUUUAUAAUCAUUGCGUCAAGAACGUUGGACGAUGAAUUCAAUGAGAUGGAAAUUGUAAAUAUUCUUCCGAGAAUCCCUUGUGUCGCGACGCACACUGAAGAAAUUUCAAAUAUUCAAGUGUUCGAGAAAGAGAACUACUUUACAACCACAACGUCCACUGGAGAAAGAAUUCCUGGAUGUUUUGACCGAUCUUGGGGAAAAUAUCACUUUCAUACAUAUGUUGACAGGAUUACGUUUACGGGACGUGAAUCAAAUCACUUGUUUCUUUAUGGAUCACGUCUUAUUCAGAGUAACGACGCUGGUCGAACUUACAUUCUGCUGCGAACCUUGACGGCCCCGAUUGACCCAAGGCAGAAGCCGGACCCCUAUGACACUCUCACCCUUCAUCAAAUUACUGUAAUGGCAUUUGAUAGUGAAGGGCAUUAUGCUUUCUUGACGAACGCUAAUGAGUUGUGGUUUGGAUCCACCGGUGACACGAGACAGAUUAUACUUCGAGGGAUAAAAUCGGAUGGAGGGCAUUCCAUGAUGCAAACGAUGGUCACAUCCUUUAAUGCAUCUUUUCCCUAUGCAUCUCCUACUAUUGAUCACCUGUAUAUUGAGGCACAACCUGUGGGUUUAUUCUUUGAUGACCAGGACGUAUUAUAUGAGAUUGUUGUUCUAUGGAAUUGGGUUGAAGGAGAGGAGAUGAUAACCACUCGACGCAUACCCGUUGACAUGAUGAUGCGGUAUAAUAAGUUUUAUCUUGAUCUUCUACUCUUAUCUGCGGGUCACGUUAAGGCCAAUAAAUCUACCUACCAUUUUGUUUACGAUGUCAAGAGAUUUUCGGCGUAUUGUCCCAUGAGCUCGGUCAAGUUUUACGAAAACUUUAUUGUUGAAGGUUCUGUAAAUGCGCAAACCGACGCCAAACCACAAAUAGAAUCAGACUCGGACAGCGCAAACAACGACCAUCCGGCCAAAUGGACAAUCAACAUUGCAACAACUCAUCUUGUAUGGAAAGGGGUUGACAAAUUGGUGUCCUCUGGAUAUGAAACAUCAAGUUUGAAUCCUGAGCGGUUUGAUCGGUGGAUCCUUAAGAAGCAGGAAUUUGCUACAGUUGCACAAUUACGAUUCAUUACUGCUGAAAAACUGAGUUCUAAAAGCAAUGGUAAUCGCCUUUUAAAAGAGUAUUAUAUUGAUUAUGGGUCGACAUUGAGACUCGAACUAUACUAUUCAACCAAUACUGACGCCGUUGUUGGCGUAAGGGAUUUUACGAAGCAAAGAAUGAGACUUAUUCAAUUGAAUGUCGAAAAUCCGAACGGAACAUUGCUUCAAGUUGACACCGAGAAAAUUAGAUUGAUCGAAUUAGGAGCAGUAAAAUUCGUCGUUGAUAUUAGUGUCAUCAGGAAUCCAUUGCUUGCUCAGAACAGACCAGGAGAAAAUUUGAUAGGAUAUCAUCUCAUUUUCCAUUUGAUUGGGGGUUUCCCAACUUGUGGGAAGCGUCUGUCGGAUCCAUUCGCAUCGAGUGCUCAAAGCACCGUUCUUCGUGUCGGAUGCCGGCCUUCAACGAGCAUUCUGUUCAACUGGAAUGAAACACUGUACUCGAUUCAAUUCAAAGACCAGGAUGCGCAUUACGGUCGUGGAGAUGAGUGCUAUGAUAACGAGUUUGUGUGUUUCUUUGCUCGUGCCCCAUUAGUUUUUCACUUUGACAUCUACGAUAUUGCUAAACAAACAUAUGUUCCAUACACUGGGAAUUACGUUAUGCGGAUAAUUGCUGGGGGAUAUGAGAAGGAUAAAAUGGACAAUUAUACGCUUGAACAGCAAGAAGGGUACAAUAUUCCUGGGACUUCUGAUGUCAGUUUGAUUUGGAAUGAAUGGGACCUUGUGGCGAGCCAAAAAAUUGACCGCCCUCCACCUCAUUUUGACGCCGAUUCUACUUCCGAAGAAGAUAACAUCAAAAAAACUCAUCGAGAAAGAGUCUUGCAAGCUGGAGUUUCAGCAAUUCAGUGGGCUUGCCAUACUUUAUCUCCGUGCGCCAGAGUUGUUCCAAAUGCCGCAUUUCAAACUGUAUUUUGGUUUAGAAUAUCUAUUUCCAAUCGGGGAGUCGAAAAGAACACGCUGUGCCUUUAUGAGAAGGAAUUUGAUAUUAUGCUGUAUGGAUUUCCUCCUUCACCAGAAACUCAGCUUUUUACUACAAUUAUUUUCUGUUUAUGUAUGCUUGGAAUUUUGUACCUUCUCUUUAUUUGUCUACGGGGGCAUAAGCGAGUUUGGCGAGCAACGAAGCUUAAAAUGUCUGGGUGGUAUCUUAUCAUACGAGACACAUUCCCUAAAGUGCUCAAAACCCACGAGGAACAAGGUCAAGAAGAGAAUCUUACUCAGUUACAAAAGGACAAUAUAAUUCUAUCGCUGCAAGGUCAUCUUAAAAUUCCUCCGUUAAUUGCUCGAGACAGCGCCACCGCAGUUCAGUUUGCUCCGGAUGCUAGAGAUUCCGUCCUAUCAGGAGCAUCACGAACAUCAUCAUUGACCUCAAUGAUGAGCAUUACGUCUCUCGACCAACAAAGCCAGGCGGAUGGUAUAGACAAAGCUGCUGCUCCGCCGGCCCCCACAAAUUGGACGGACCUAGUCUACGAGCAAAUUAUUUCCAAGAGACUGGCCGCGAUUGUGGAUAAGAAUCGGAAAAUGAGAGCAAAUAUUUUACGAAGGGCGAGUAUGCACGACACUAGCAUCGAGCAUGAAAAACGUUAUGAGCAAGAACACAAGAAGACAGUUGAUGAAGAAAGUAUGUUUACUUUAAAGAAAGAAUAGAUUAUUAUUAUGUUUUGUUUUUAUUAUUAUGCUAAAUGUACAAAUUUAUGUAAUUGUGAAUUAUGAUUAAUUUUGUCAUAUGAUUAGAAUUACUUUUGGCCAGUUGUUUCUUCCGUAACGGGACAUGAUAUUAUAGCUUGAUCUAUUUCA
Messenger RNA from Folsomia candida, 3324 nucleotides. Its product is annotated as cation channel sperm-associated protein subunit gamma 2. NCBI's taxonomy places the organism in Eukaryota, Metazoa, Arthropoda, Collembola, Entomobryomorpha, Isotomidae. Gene Ontology annotation, cellular component: CatSper complex; sperm principal piece; motile cilium. The transcript has 23 exons. Bases 1 to 3174 code for a protein of 1057 amino acids. The record is from RefSeq and is a predicted model, not a curated record.